Molecule: messenger RNA, 1426 nt
Organism: Thermothelomyces thermophilus ATCC 42464
Lineage: Eukaryota; Fungi; Ascomycota; Sordariomycetes; Sordariales; Chaetomiaceae
Exons: 6
Coding region: 288-899 (203 amino acids)
Molecular function (GO): GTPase activity; GTP binding
Source: RefSeq, a predicted model, not a curated record
AGCCGUCGCCGUUCCUUUAUUAGUCGGCCUAAAGUUCAAGUUUCUACUACUGUGCCAGUCUGUGUCCCGAACACUGGCCAAGAAUCCACACACACACAGCUGGCACGGCUCAAGGCAAGCAGCCUUCCAUGAACGACUGCGCUUCCUCGUCAACUCAACCGACCAGCCAUCCGCAUCAUCAACCUUCGGCCAACCCUUCGAUCAGUCGCCCGCUUCCACUCGCAUCAACCACAACCAUUUUUGCCUGGAUUGUCUAAAUACGCUCGGCGCAUCAAAUCCCGCCCACGAUGAAUCCCGAAUACGACUAUCUGUUCAAGCUACUGCUCAUCGGCGAUUCUGGCGUCGGCAAGUCUUGCUUGCUCCUACGCUUCGCCGAUGACACCUACACAGAGUCCUACAUCUCUACCAUCGGCGUUGACUUUAAAAUCCGGACGAUCGAGCUCGAUGGCAAGACGGUGAAGCUGCAAAUCUGGGACACUGCCGGCCAAGAACGGUUCCGCACCAUCACAUCGUCCUACUACCGCGGUGCCCACGGCAUCUGCGUCGUCUACGAUGUCACCGACAUGGACAGCUUCAACAAUGUCAAGCAGUGGCUGCAGGAGAUUGACCGGUAUGCCACCGAGGGUGUCAACAAGCUGCUCGUGGGCAACAAGAGCGAUAUGGCGGACAAGAAGGUGGUCGAGUACACAGUGGCCAAGGAAUUCGCCGACAGCCUAGGCAUUCCCUUCCUCGAGACGUCGGCCAAGAACGCCAGCAACGUCGAGCAGGCCUUCCUGACCAUGGCUCGCCAGAUCAAGGAGCGCAUGGGCAGCAGCAUCGCCACCAACAACACGAAAGCCAACGUCAACGUCGCGCCCGGCCACGGCGUCUCCAACAACCAGUCCGGCGGCUGCUGCUGAGCGACGGCUUACCGCCUCUCUGCGCCAUUUGAUGUUGCUGCUCUCGGGUGUUUUACGGUUUCUUGCAUCGGAUGGGUUCUUUGUUUCGGACACUAUGGGGCGUGGUUAGAUCUGCGUGGGAAUGGUCUGAGAACGGGGGAGAUGUCCUUUGGAUGCGCCGACGGUCGGGAUUUCCGUCGCUUGGGUUUCUCACUUCUGCGUUAGUCCUUUGCGUGAGGUCUGGGAACCCAAUCUCGGGAACUCCAGGGGUGUUGUGCUUUCUAAGGGAACCGGAAACCGGGUAGACGGGAUGGGAGCCCCGGGCGGCACCGGAGCCGAAACACGACAGACCGGGCCCAGAGCACGAGUUGUUCAUCUUUCCUUGCCGCACUACCCACCGCUGGCUUACUAGUACUACUUACAGCUUGUGUCUGUGUAUUUCCCCCAUCUUGGUCAUAACUGGGUCUGUUUUGUUUAUUGAUACACCGCCUUCGUUGACUCGACCUUUUUUUUUAUUUGAUCCUUGCCUCUCGGCCUUAUUUUCGCUC